CCAUCUUCUCGCAAUUUUGGGCAAAUCCUGGACAUCCUGGUGUCGCGGGGGCUGCGCAUGCGGGGCCAGGCCUUCGUCAUCUUCAAGGAGCUGAGCAGCGCCACCAGCGCCCUGCGCUCCAUGCAGGGCUUCCCCUUCUACGACAAGCCCAUGCGCAUCCAGUACGCCAAGAGCGACUCGGACAUCGUGGCCAAGAUGAAGGGCACCUUCGUGGAGAGGGACAGGAAGAGGGACAAGAAGAAGCCCAAGGGCCAGGAGGCGGCCAAGAAGGGCAGCGGGGGGGGCGGCCGCCGGCAUGGCCGCGCUGCCCCAGGCGCCGCGGCUGCUGCAGCACGUGGGGGGGGCAGCCCCCGUACCUGCCCCCCCCGGGCAUGCUGCCCCCCCCCGGGGAUGCCGCCUGGGCUGCCCCCCCAGCAGGUGCUGCCGCCGGCGCAGACGCUCUCAGAAAACCCCCCAAACCACAUCCUGUUCCUGACCAACCUGCCUGAGGAGACCAACGAGCUGAUGCUCUCCAUGCUCUUCAACCAGUUCCCGGGGUUCAAGGAGGUGCGGUUGGUGCCCGGGCGCCACGACAUCGCGUUCGUGGAGUUUGACGGCGAGGUGCAGGCGGGGGCAGCGCGGGACGCGCUGCAGGGCUUCAAAAUCACCCAGAGCAACGCCAUGAAGAUCUCCUUCGCCAAGAAGUGACCCCCCCCCCGCGAAAACCCCACGGGAGGGUCGCCCACAGCCCCCCCCGCCCAGAAACCCGCCUUGGUUUGCCCCUAGAUACACCCCCCCCCGCCCAAAGACCCGCCUUGGUUUGCCCCUAGAUGCGCCCCUCCUCGUUGCUGCCCUAAACCCCCCCCCCCCCCGAACCUGAGGAAUUCUCCUUGUCGCCCCCCCCUGAAAAUUUCUUUUUGCCCCCCCCGGGAAGAACCCAAAUUGGGGUCAUUCAGGGCCAAACAACACAAACACCCCCUUGUUUUGGCACUGGAUUCCCCCAAAAGAUCCUUGUUGCUGCUCCCCCAGCCCUAAAACUCCCCCCUCCACAAACCCUUGUUGACCCCUGGAGUCCGUCUCCCCCCCACCCCCAAAAAAAAGAACCCCCAAAUUUGGGGUAAUUCAGAGCCCCCCCAACCCCAAAACGUCCCUUUGUGUCCACCCCAGACCCCCCCAAAAAUGCCCUCACCCCCAAAGAAACCCACCCAGACUGCCCCCCCCCCCCCUAAAGAUACCCCAACUGCACCCCCCCCCCCCCCAAGGUAAGUGGCCCCGGGGGGGGCCAACCCUUUCCCCCCCUGCAUUGUACCCAGAGUCUCUCUGCAGACAUUGCACCUGGAGCAUCCCCCCCCCCCCAAAUAAACCGUCCUGUGUCCCACCGAUGGGGUGGUCAAUGGGGGGGGGCACAAAUUUGGGGGCUGGGGGGGGGCUGGGUUUGGUGUCUGAGGGGUUUGGGGGGGUGCUGCACCCCUUGUCAGGCGGGACAGCCCCCCGCCCCCAUAUUCUGUGCCUUAAUUUUGCCCCCCCCCCACCACACUCUCCCACACUGCAAUUUUGCCCCCCCCCCCAAAUACAACCCCGUUUUUCCA
Messenger RNA from Columba livia (rock pigeon), 1568 nucleotides. Its product is annotated as U1 small nuclear ribonucleoprotein A-like. The record is from RefSeq and is a predicted model, not a curated record. Gene Ontology annotation, molecular function: RNA binding. NCBI's taxonomy places the organism in Eukaryota, Metazoa, Chordata, Aves, Columbiformes, Columbidae.